AAACUUUCUAUCCCCAAAACCUACAAAUUGCAUAUCACGACCGGAAGUAAUCUAGGAGUCUAAAACAAUGUCUGACACCGACUCUGACACGGCUAGCUCAGUCGGUAGUCUGAUUGAGGAUGCCUCUGAACCCGAUACCACGACUUUCAAGUGUCUUUUCUGUGAUAAACCAUGGGGCAAUGUACCUGAAAUGUUCACACACUGCGAAAGCGAGCAUAAAUUCAACGUCAAAGCUGCAAUUCAGGAGAUUGGGUCAAAGCUCGAGGAGAUUGGUGUCAUUAAGCUAGUAAAUUACCUACGCUUGGAAGCUCAGAAGGGUACAGAUCCGUCUGCACUCACGGUAACACCCGAAAACUUAGCCGACGACAAAUAUCUCGUUCCUACACUUGAGGAUGAUCCGUUACUCUUUGAAUUGGGAGAUUUCAUGCCCGAUUCAAAUGAGCAAGUGCGAGAUUAUGAAGAGUACGAAGCAGUGCUUUCCAAGAACUUGCCCGAGGAUGUGUCCAAAAUCGACGUCAGUGGAGAGCGUGACGAGCGUUAUUUUGACUCCUACAAGGGCAAUGGUAUCCAUCGCGAGAUGAUCGAGGACCGCGUGCGCACAGAGUCGUAUCGUGAUUUCAUCGAAAAGUAUGCCCAUCUCAUCAAAGACAAGGUUGUGUUGGACGUAGGCUGCGGGACAAGCAUAUUAAGUCUGUUCUGCGCAAGAGCCGGAGCGAAGAAGGUUUUUGCAAUCGACAAUUCCGACAUUGCUUUACGAGCGAGGGAGAUUGUAAAGAAGAACGGAUAUGACAACGUAGUUGAAGUCAUCCAAGGGCGCAUCGAGGAUUUCCAUCUCCAGCAAAAAAUCGGCAAGGGUAAUGUCGACAUUAUUGUUUCAGAAUGGAUGGGCUACGGUCUUCUAUUUGAGGGCAUGCUUGACUCCGUACUGAAGGCAAGAGACAUCUACCUCAAGCCAGAUGGUCUCAUGGUGCCAAGCCACUGCACACUUCGGGUAGCUCCAAUCUCAGACAAGACCUGGAUAUCUGAAAGUACUGGAGAAAACUUCUGGAAAGAUGUCUACGGGUUCGACUUUUCAACCAUGAUACCGGGUGGAUUAUUGAAUGAUAGGGAAAUUGGCGUGUUCGAUGUACCGCCCAAAUCGAUAAGCGGCAGCGCGUCAACAUUUUACGAACUUGACCUCGCUCGGAUCACUGUGCCGGAAUUGGACUUCACAGCACCGUAUUCGACUACGCUCGACCGAGAUGUCGAAUCCCUGGAUGCAUUCGCUAUUUGGUUUGAUACCUUCUUCCUCCCCCACGGGAGCAAACCGGAUCUUAGCCAAGCAGACGCUCUGAAAUGGAGUGCAAAUGGGGCAGAGGGCGUAGCGAUGGCUACAGGUCCAUUCGGCACAGCCACGCACUGGCAUCAAGCCGUUCUGCUGCUGGAUGACAAAGACAGGAAAACAUCUCUCAAGCAGGGAACUACCUUGAAGGGACAAAUUACAUAUAAGAAGAGGAGAAGAGACGUUCGAGGCAUUGAUGUUGAUGUGUCUUGGGCUGCGGAAGGUGUCGAAGGAAAGGUCUCAAGGCCGAUGGGUUGAAGGAAUGUACCAGUAAUAGGUGGCUUAUGUUCAAAGUUGCAUGGGCCCGUACGUGUAGGUGUUCUCGGUGUUGGGACAGGUUAUCAAAAAAAGGAGUGAUCCUUGUUGGACGUUAGGACUGCGUGGACGGUCUACUCAUUUCUAUUCUAUAUUAGAGGAAUAUGAAAG
Messenger RNA from Aaosphaeria arxii CBS 175.79, 1747 nucleotides. RefSeq names its product S-adenosyl-L-methionine-dependent methyltransferase. The record is from RefSeq and is a predicted model, not a curated record. NCBI's taxonomy places the organism in Eukaryota, Fungi, Ascomycota, Dothideomycetes, Pleosporales. Gene Ontology annotation, molecular function: protein-arginine N-methyltransferase activity. Gene Ontology annotation, biological process: peptidyl-arginine methylation. Bases 68 to 1579 code for a protein of 503 amino acids. Gene Ontology annotation, cellular component: nucleus. The transcript has 2 exons.